AUGAAUCAACCCUUUGAUAGAAUCAAAGUAGCCUUAAAAUCUUCAGGGCAAGAUCGGAGUGCGUAACAUUUAUAGUUUGCUUGCAGUUUAUAUUCAACGUCCCUCGUGUUUGGUUCAGUUAUCAGAAUCCGAAAACUUUGAAGAAAAGGAAAUAGCCUUUUUUUUUUUCUCGUUUUCCCUCCAAAUGAACAGUUUGGUUGGUAAUUCAGAGCAGGUAACAAUGGAGGAGGCCACUUCCAAAGGCGUCGCCGGAAGAAGAGGCGAGAGGAAGAAAGCCGUUUCCAAAUCUAUAAAAGCCGGUCUCCAAUUUCCGGUGGGCCGUGUCACUAGAUAUUUGAAGAAAGGCCGUUACUCCCGUCGAUUAGGCGCCGGCGCUCCGAUCUACCUUGCCGCCGUCCUCGAGUACCUCGCCGCCGAGGUGUUGGAAUUGGCUGGGAAUGCCGCACGUGAUAACAAGAAAAAUAGGAUCAUCCCUCGGCACGUGCUUUUGGCUGUGAGAAAUGAUGAUGAAUUAGGAAAACUUCUUCAAGGUGUGACAAUACCUAGCGGUGGAGUGUUGCCUAAUAUUAAUCCAGUUUUGUUGGCGAAGAAAAAUACGUCUACUCCUGAGGAAAAGCUCUCUACUCCUACAUCGCCUAUGAAAACAUAGAUUAUUCAUUUUGUAAAUUUUUUUGGUAGAUUUUCUUUUUAUUUUAUUUAGGCUGGAUUUUUUAUUUUGGUAAUAUUAUAUAUAUAGUUUUAGUUCAGGAGAAAUUUGAUGGCCAUUUGCCUAACAUAUGGUCUUUUACUUUUUUAGUGUCACUUUCAUGGUUGGAUAUGAUAACGGUUUAAAUGUAGUCCCUUAUUGAAUUAAAUCAUGCAUGAAAGAAGCAUUUUGUUACCUUAACUAGUUUUAAAACCCUUUUUUAAACCUAGUCUGUUUGUAACAGUUGAUCGGAGUCCGUUAGAUAUAGUUUGGCUUAUUUUUGUCUGUGAAAAUUUAUUUAUGAUUACCCAAUUA
Molecule: messenger RNA, 1000 nt
Organism: Vigna unguiculata (cowpea)
Lineage: Eukaryota; Viridiplantae; Streptophyta; Magnoliopsida; Fabales; Fabaceae
Product: histone H2A.1-like
Cellular component (GO): nucleosome
Molecular function (GO): structural constituent of chromatin; DNA binding; protein heterodimerization activity
Source: RefSeq, a predicted model, not a curated record